CACCCACCCACCCACCGGCACUCCUCACCACCUCGUCCAGAUAACGCGAAAAAUACACCGGCGUCGGCCUCCCGCCCUCCCUCCCUCCCGCCCUCCCCGGGGACAGCAGCGAUCCCGACUCCGCUUCUUCCGCACCACCGUCGUUUCUGGAAGUUUCUCUCGUGUCUUUCUCUCUGUCUCUCGCUACCCCCCGGCCCCCCUCCCCCCCCCACACACACACACCCCUCUCUCUCGCUACUCCGUUGCAACUCGUUCAUCCUUCCUUACCCUCAACCCCCCCCCCCCCCCCCCAACCUCACCCCCCACUCCGCCCGCGAGUGAGUGAGUGAGUGAAUCAUGUCUGGCUGGAACGGUUAUGUGGACAGCCUGAUGGCGGACGGUUACUGCCAGGACUCGGCCAUCGUCGGCUACACGGACGCCAAAUACGUCUGGGCUUCCAUGCCCUCGGGCACCUUCUCCUUCAUAUCGCCUCAAGAAAUAGAUGUGAUAACUGGAAAAGAUCGUCAAGGUUUCUUCACCAAUGGCUUGACCUUAGGUGGAAAGAAGUGCUCUGUUAUCAGAGAUAGCUUGUUUGUUGAUGGCGACUGCACGAUGGAUAUCAGGACAAAGAGCCAAGCUGGAGAACCAACAUUCAACGUUGCUGUAGGCAGAGCUGGCAAAAUCUUGAUCUUUGUAAUGGGAAAAGAAGGGGUCCAUGGAGGCGGAUUGAAUAAGAAGGCAUUCACAAUGGCAAAAUACUUGAGAGACUCUGGGUUCUAGUUGACAGGCAGGCUUGCUAUUAUUCAGUAGUUUAAAAGAAUUGCUAUUAAAGUUUCCUUUUAGCAGUCAUCUACUCUUUCACAUUGAAGUUCUGGAAAGUUUAAUAGCAAUGCAGGGUUCUGGGGGUAUUGAACCUAUGUCUCCUUUGUAUCCCUGUAUUGUUUUUACAUUUUUGUUCAUUUUUUUUGUUUCUUUUGUGUACUCCAGCAUUGGUUAUAGUCAUGGGAAAGAAUUCUGUCCAUGGAGGGCAACUCAACAAGAAAAUAUAUGAAAUGAUUGGACACCUGAAGGGAGCUGGAUUCUAAGCAGCCUUUCCUCAUUCACCUAGCAACUCAUUCUCCUCACCACCUCCUUCACCACCCCACUCAGUUGCAUUGGUAGUUUCUUUUUUUUUAAUUUAUCCAUUUCUGAUGUUGUUGAUCCCUUGUCCUUGAUCACGUAAUUGUAAUAACCUUGUAUGUGUAAUGGAAAGUAAAUCCCAUUUUCUGGCACCAUUAGCACAAUAACUAAAUUGUGAUAUGCAUGUUACUUGAUAUUGUUGCAAAAAAAUUUGGGCUGAUUUGCUACAUUUUGGGCAUUGCUUUAUUUUAGCAUUUAGACAUUGCCAUCUGAAGUCACCAAACCAGGUCCUGAGUUUAUUCUCUUUUUCUCUCCCUCUUUCUCCCCUCAAAUAAAAGGUGCCGGUAGUACAAUCUCAAAUUUAAGUGAUGCUGAGUCAGCAAUUUGAGCAGUAAGAUAGCUCAUCUAGUCUUCCUUCUUUUUCUUGCAUGCCUGGGAGGGAAAGGGCAUGCAUAUCAUUCUUCUGUUCCAACUUACCUCUCUGGACACUUUCCCUUUUUUUCUUUUUCCCUUCUUUCCACCCCCUCCACCUGCCCCCUCCCACCCCCCCCAAUCUACUUCAUUGCCCAUUCAUUCCUUAAGCAACUCCUGGCUUUCUCUUUGUUUAAUAUGUUUACAUUUCCUGAGUUGCAGGCACCUUGAAGCAGUUUUGUAGUUGCAUUCUUUUAAUUUGAUCUUGGAUUUCAACUGCUCGAGUCAAACUUUAUACAUCCUGACUUGAGUGAGUACAAUUACAAAACCGUUCAGAGUGCAGACCUUUCUCCCGUGACCUUGCUACAAUUUUGACUGGUCAGUUUAAUCUCCAGGGACAUUCCAUCCUUGCAAUAGCUCAGGCACUUAAAUGUUGUUUUGCCAGCUCCUUUAGCAUAUUUAACUUUUUAAUAAAGGCUGCCAUUUUGGACAACAGAUAUCCCAACAUAACCAUCUGGAGUGUGUCCAGUUUUGAGUGCUUCAUAGGACCAAUUAAGAUGCAGCUUGGGUUUUGUAAGACUACAGACUAUGUAAAAUGCCAUUGUAAAGGACCACUGCCAACCUUCAAAUCUGUACUGGCAGUUUAGGUGUAGAUCUUAUGAAAACGUGUCCAGCAGAAUGUUGGUAAGAGUGUUACAAGUUCUUUUGUCAGUAUUUGAUGUGGGUUGGCAGUCUCCUACAUUUAAAUUCAAAUUGCAAACUGUUCAAAAUUCUCAAAUGAAGACAAUUACGCAUUAGAUUUGGUAAGCCCAUGCUGCAGGAGGAAAACUGUUGAAGAAUUUGCCUUGCGCUCUAUUCAUCUUGAAAUCUGUGGAAAUGUCUGUUUUGAGCACAGCACUAACUUGUGUCCAAUUCAAACAAAUUACAAAAUUCUGUAUUCACAAAUGAAUAAAAUGGGAGAUGGUAUUGGUUGGAAUAAUCACACUUGGCUGUCUUGUGAAAUUAUUUUGCAAAUGUUUGUGUAUCCUGUGCCAUAUUACAUAGAGAUUUGAUCUGUUGCUGUUGUGAGAUGGAUUUUAACUGCUGCUGCAAGGCUUUCAGUUGAACAGUGCUUCCCUUAUGGGUGUUAAUUCUAGCAGAAGCUUGAUAUGUUCAAGCCUUGUGGAAUAUGUACAGAUUUAAAAAUUCUUGUUGCUAAUUUCUGUCCACUUUCUUUCCCUGCACUUUUGUUACAUCUGGGAUACAGUCAAACUCAUCUGAUUUAAUAUGCAUUUACAGAAUGCCAUAACUGUUAAAACACCUUGUUUACAGACAGACAGAUGAAAUAAAUUUAUUCCAACCAUAA
Molecule: messenger RNA, 2854 nt
Organism: Callorhinchus milii (elephant shark)
Lineage: Eukaryota; Metazoa; Chordata; Chondrichthyes; Chimaeriformes; Callorhinchidae
Gene: pfn2a
Product: profilin 2a
Exons: 3
Coding region: 337-759 (140 amino acids)
Biological process (GO): actin cytoskeleton organization; regulation of actin filament polymerization; positive regulation of actin filament bundle assembly
Cellular component (GO): cytoplasm
Molecular function (GO): actin binding
Source: RefSeq, a predicted model, not a curated record